Manihot esculenta (cassava) is the source of this 2251-nucleotide messenger RNA. RefSeq names its product small ribosomal subunit biogenesis GTPase RsgA 1, mitochondrial. The transcript is spliced from 5 exons. Gene Ontology annotation, molecular function: GTP binding; GTPase activity. The record is from RefSeq and is a predicted model, not a curated record. NCBI's taxonomy places the organism in Eukaryota, Viridiplantae, Streptophyta, Magnoliopsida, Malpighiales, Euphorbiaceae. The coding region runs from base 194 to 1531 and encodes 445 amino acids.
CUGUGCACCCUGCCAGUCACCGGCUGCGAGUCUCUAACAAUUUUCGGAAUUCGUCUCACCCCAAGACGGUACCGGCUUCCUCUGCUGCUUUCCAGUAGGAAAAUGCUCGACUAGUAACUUUAUCCGAGUGAGAGAAACCGUCUCUCACUCGUAAUAGUAAUUUCUGUCACCUUUCUAUUUCUCGCUACUACAGAUGCCGAUCGCUUCAAUCUCUCUGUUCCUCCACCGAAACUCCUCCGUCAACAACUUCGUCCGCCGCAUUACCACCUUUUGCCACCUCCCGGUCGACGCAGCUAACCAACAUCAACAGAAGAACCCUAACAAUGUCUCCAGAAAACCCCAACCGUACAAGAAUGUCCUCGGAACCAAACAUACAUUCAAGGAAUAUUCCUCCCUGGCGCCUGUACUCUCUCUGGAGGAUAAACCUCGCCUGUCCGAUUCCCAAGCUAUCGGUAUUGUCGCUGCCGCCCAAGCUAACUUCAUGCGUGUGAUCGUCCAAUUACUCCCUUCCUACUCUGAGCUUUCUAGUACCUUCCAGAAGAGCGAAGAUCGAGCUUCUAGUAUUCUCUCCAAGAGUAAAAUUGGUGUUGAGUUGCUGUGUGUGGUGAAGGCAGUGUUGAAGAAGAUAAAGAGAAGAGUACUGGUUGGAGACAAGGUAGUGGUGGGGUCCAUAGAUUGGGGGGAUCGAAGGGGCAUGAUCGAGAAUGUGUUUCAACGGAAUUCGGAGAUUUUGUACCCUCCGUUGGCUAAUGUGGAUCGCUUGUUGGUGCUUUUCUCUAUGGAGCAGCCGAAGAUUCAGCCUUUCACGCUCACGAGGUUUCUUGUCGAGGCUGAAUCCGCUGGCAUACCAUUGACGCUCGUUUUAAAUAAAUCGGAGCUUGUAGAUGAACAGACAUUGGUUUUGUGGAAAUAUAGACUGCGGAGCUGGGGCUAUGAACCAGUGUUUUGUAGUGUUGAGUCCAAGCGAGGACUUGAUUCUCUUGCAUUGAGUCUGAGGAAUAAAACUACAGUUGUUAUGGGUCCUAGUGGAGUUGGGAAAUCUCGCCUGAUUAAUGCUCUGAGAAACAAUCCCCGUGCUUAUGAUGCUGCAGGAGUGGAUAAUUUGUUUGACUCUAAACUAGGAAGCAAGAGGUUUGAGGAACAACGUGUUGCGGAAGUUUCAACAAGAAGUGGCAGAGGGAAGCAUACCACUUGUAAUGUUUCUUUGCUUCCACUAUCUGGAGGAGGGUAUCUUGUUGAUACUCCUGGGUUUAGCCAGCCUAGUUUGCUUAAAGUAACAAAGCAAUCUCUCGCACAGGCAUUCCCUGAGAUCCAGAAAAUCCUUAGAGCUAGUGGAUGCAAGUGUGCAUUCAAUGACUGCUUACAUGUUGGUGAACCUGGAUGCACUGUGAAAAGGAAUUGGGAAAGAUAUUCGUUUUAUUUUCAACUCGUUGAUGAGAUCAGAAUCUGGGAGGAAUUUCAAUCGAGGACUUUUGGAACCAAAAAAGAGGCUGAUGUGAGGUUCCCAACUUUGCGGAUACUCCGGGUAUGAUCACCGAAUUAUGAAUUGCCACGCUGCAGGUACAAGGCUGGAGACAUGGGUGUCCAGCAAGCAGAACCUCGUUUGGAUCCCAAGAAGCAUAGAACAGCGUCUCGCAAAAGGAUCAACCAAUCAAUAAUAGAUGAGUAGGAUGAAGUAGAUGAUGAGGACAACUUACUAGUGGAGGAAAGUGAUCCCAUCUUGACUCGGGGGGGCACCAAGGAAUGAAAAUCAGUAGGAAUCUUUAACAAUGACGGAGUACAUGGUAAACGGGUAGUAGUUUGACCCGCUUGCUCAUCACACGGAUUGAGCUCAAUUUGUGAAGAUCACAAUCCUAGACUAAUCAGCAUUGCUUUAAACCGAGUGCCAUUUCCACGAUUAGCAACUAACAAGAAUGAUGCUAUGUCAUGCUUGAUUGUUAAUACAGAAGUUGUGCCCGUAAGGUUGAUUUUGCACAAACAGGCUGCACAUCUAAGGAACUGGAUAAUUGAAUUGCAAUCUCUGCUAGUAUAACAGAAUUAGUUCUGUGAACACUAUCGGGUCCUUAGGAGACGGCGCGCGUUUCUGUCUGUUUUGUCAUUAAACGAACCUAUUUUUCUUUUAUGGGAGCGUUGCUCCUACGGUUUAAGAUCAAUAUUGUCUAAUAGCAUAUACCUUGAAACUUUUCUUAUCAACAAUAGCUACACCUUAGCAACGUUUUGUGGCCUAUAAGAAAGACAAGGUCCUCGCUAG